AUGGACAACGAAGGGCACGCAAAAUUAACCGACUACGUUUCCCAAUUUAUGGCAGCAACCAGUGGCCAAACACAAUCACAACCAACUUCGUCGACGAUGAGCGCAAACUCGACACAACUGCCGGAAAGGCCAACGCAAGAAGCUGAGACAGGCGCCAGCUCUCAAGAAUGGUCGCCAGCUUCCUGGAGGUCAAAGCCCAUUAAGCAAGUCGUCACAUACGAAGAUCAAGCAGCAGUAUCCUCUGCGCUGACCAAGCUAUCAAGUCUGCCGCCAAUCGUCACACCAACAGAAAUCGCUCGACUUAAGGCCAGUCUCCGCGAUGCUGCACUUGGAAAGUCGUUCCUAUUGCAAGGAGGUGACUGCGCCGAGUUGUUCUCUUACUGCGCUGACAACCCGAUCGAUGCAAAGAUCAAGCUCCUGCUGCAAAUGAGUCUGGUUCUGAUUUGGGGUUCAAACAAGCCUGUCAUUCGCAUUGGCCGUAUAGCCGGACAGUAUGCUAAGCCCAGAUCAAGCCCAACGGAGAUGCUGAACGGCAAGGAAGUCCCUAGCUUCCGCGGUGACAUCCUCAAUGGUUACGAUCCUGACGCUCGAAGAGUUGACCCUGAGAGACUGGUCAGCGCCUACUUCCAUUCAGCGACGACACUGAACUACAUUCGUGGACAGCUGGCAAGUGGCAUUGCUGACUUGCACAACCCUCUGGACUGGGAACUGGGUCAUGUUCGGGAUGAGGAACUACAAACAAAGUACUCGAAAAUUGUUCACAGCAUCUCCGACUCGUUGCGCUUCAUGAAGACUAUUGGUGCGGACACAUCAGGUCAGCUGCAGACAGUAGACCUGUUCACCAGCCACGAAGGUCUCGUUCUGGAGUACGAGCAGAGCUUGACAAGAAGACUCAAGCAUCCCGCUGGCUACAAGCCUUCCCAGGCCUCGAAUGACGGCAAGGGCUGGUACAACACGUCUGCUCAUUUCAUCUGGAUCGGAGACCGAACUCGUCAAAUCGACGGAGGUCACGUUGAGUACUUCCGCGGUAUCGAGAACCCUAUCGGUAUUAAGGUUGGACCUUCCAUGAAGAACGACGAGCUGGUAGAGCUACUCGAUAUUGUCAAUCCAAACAAGGAGAUUGGCAAGAUUACGUUGAUCACGCGCUAUGGUGCGGACAAGGUUGAGUCGAUGCUUGGAGCGCAUAUUGAAGCUGUCAAGAGCAGCGGACACGUUGUAGUGUGGCAGUGCGAUCCCAUGCACGGCAACACGCGCAGCACGCCUACUGGCAUCAAGACCCGGUCUUUCAACAGCAUCUUCUCUGAGCUCUCAUCAGCGCUCAAGAUCCACAAGCAGCAUGGGUCCUUCCUCGGUGGUAUGCACCUGGAACUCACCGGCGAUGCAGUUACGGAGUGCACUGGCGGAAGUGAAGGACUUGUGGACGAGGAUCUAAGCCUGAACUAUACCACAUACUGCGACCCCAGGUUGAACGAGAAGCAGGCGUUGGAGUUGGCAUUCCUGGUCGCAGGACACUACCCAUCGCCCAAAGUAAUAAUGGGCUCUUCUGCUUCCAAAGGCGCAAAGGUGGCUGGCUCUGCCGCUCGUAAAUACCCUACCAGAGCCCCUACGAAUACUACAACGCGGGCUCCCGCGCCUUCCGCACCUGCACAGGAUCCUGUAAAGGGUCCGACUGUCCAUCCCGAGGUGCAGGCUACUGGAGAGAAGACCGAGGCUGUUUUACAAGAUGCCCGCGACCCUGCCUUUGCAUCUCGCCUGAGCAGUCUGGGUGCUGUUCAACCGAAUCCUCAUUUCUCGCCUUCGUCUGCCUCGCAAUUCGACCCUCGUCGCAAUACCUCACCGAAUCUACCUUCCGACACGAUGAUGCAAUCUCUGCCACAGUCCGCGUUUCCUGACCCACGCAAUAACCCUGUACUACGGGUACUAGAGGCGAGACAACGGAUAGCAGACCAAGCGGAAGAUGAGUUGCGAGACGUUGGUAGGAGAGGAUUUCAGGGAAGAACGUAUGUGGAUGCUGGCGUCAUAACAUUGGCGAUGAUGAGACGAAGCAAGGGAGAACCUGAUGCGAGGAUCGAAGACGCAUUGGGAAUCAAGAGGGGGAGACUGAGUGUCCUGGGCAAGGGCACGGUGGAAGCCGUAGCCCUAGGUUGA
Alternaria rosae is the source of this 2148-nucleotide messenger RNA. RefSeq names its product class-II DAHP synthetase family-domain-containing protein. The record is from RefSeq and is a predicted model, not a curated record. The transcript has 6 exons. Lineage: Eukaryota; Fungi; Ascomycota; Dothideomycetes; Pleosporales; Pleosporaceae. Gene Ontology annotation, biological process: aromatic amino acid biosynthetic process. Gene Ontology annotation, molecular function: 3-deoxy-7-phosphoheptulonate synthase activity. The coding region runs from base 1 to 2148 and encodes 715 amino acids.